GAGAAACUCUAGCGUUAUCGUAGGAGGGGAGAGAGAGAGAGAGAGAGAGAGAGAGAGGAAACCCUGGGUACGGUGGCCAAAUAAGGAAAGCUACGAUAGGAGCGUUUCUUUGUUUGGAGUCCCCCACCACCUCACUUGUGAGAAGGUGCUGGGACGAUGUUCUACGCCCACUUUGUCCUCAGCAAACGUGGGCCGCUGGCCAAAAUCUGGCUGGCGGCCCACUGGGACAAGAAGCUGACCAAGGCACAUGUGUUUGAGUGCAACCUGGAGAGUAGUGUGGAGAGCAUCAUCUCACCAAAGGUGAAAAUGGCCCUGCGCACAUCUGGUCACUUACUCCUGGGUGUUGUGAGGAUCUACCACAGAAAAGCCAAGUACUUGCUUGCUGACUGCAAUGAAGCUUUUAUCAAGAUCAAAAUGGCCUUUCGCCCAGGUGUGGUGGAUCUGCCUGAGGAGAACCGUGAAGCUGCCUAUAAUGCCAUCACCUUACCUGAGGAGUUCCAUGACUUUGACCAGCCGCUUCCAGACCUUGAUGACAUAGAUGUUGCCCAGCAGUUUACCCUGAAUCAGUCUCGUGUGGAGGAAAUCACCAUGCGAGAGGAGGUGGGCAACCUGAAUUUACUGCAGGAAAAUGACUUUGCUGAUUUUGGGAUGGAUGAUCGAGAGAUGAUGCGUGAGGAGAGUGCAUUUGAGGUGGACAUCAUCCAUGGAGCUUCUGCCUCCAACCUGCUUCUGGAACCAGAGUCUACCAGCAGUCAGAUGACAGAUAAAUCCAACCACCUGGAGUAUGACCAGUACAAAGACGACUUUGGAGACAACCCAAUGGAGAGCAGUGAGGGAGGCAUGCUAGUGGACAAGCUCCUCAGUAAUGAGGAUGGGGGUGGUAUUUUUGAUGACCCACCAGCCAUUACUGAAAGUGUCAUGAUGCCACAGGAUCAUGGCGGAGAUGAGGAUGAUGAUUUUGACAACCUGUCCCCAGCGGGAGGUCCAGACAGUCCAGACUCUGGGCCUGUGGAGCAGCUUCCCACCAUGACAGACCAGACAGAGCAGACCACACUGGUGCACAAUGAAGAGGAGGCCUUUGCUCUCGAGCCUAUCGACAUCACAGUAAAGGAGACCAAAGCUAAGAGGAAAAGGAAGUUAAUUGUGGACAGUGUAAAGGAACUGGACAGUAAGACCAUCCGGGCUCAGCUGAGUGACUACUCAGACAUUGUCACCACUCUGGACCUGGCUCCCCCAACUAAGAAGCUGAUGAUGUGGAAGGAGACAGGAGGGGUGGAGAAGCUCUUCUCCCUGCCUGCUCAGCCACUGUGGAAUAGCAGGCUUCUUAAGAUGUUCACACGGUGCCUGACUCCACUUGUGCCAGAGGAGCUGAGGAAGAGGAGGAAGGGUGGAGAGGCUGACAGCCUGGAUGAGUUUCUCAAAGACCUGGAAAACCCAGAGGUGCCGAGAGAGGAGGCUCUGUCUCAGAGAGACAUAAUCGAUCAGACCAUCCUCGAGGAACCCAAUGUGUUGCAGGCCUCUGCCAUGGAGGGCAGUCGCACCACUCUGGAUGAGUCAGUUAUGCCUCCUCCCUCCAGCCACCGUGGCCAGAAGCGCAAGGUUCAGGACACAGAGCCUGCUCUACCUAUGUUGGAGGAUGACCGUUCUUCUAUUGUGUCCACACGGCUCAACGUGCAGCAAGUCGAGCUCCCUCCAGAAGAACCCACUAACAUUUCCCAGCUCAUCCCUGAGUUAGACCUACUCGGAGAGAAGAACAAAGAGAAAAAGGAUGAUGAUGAAGAAGAAGAGGAAGAGGAGGGCCAAGGUGGAGACCUGGAUCAGGAGGAGAGAAGAUGGAAUAAGAGGACACAGCAGAUGCUACAUGGCCUACAGAGGGUGAUCGCCAAAACAGGAGCAGAAUCAAUCAGUCUGCUAGAACUUUGCAAGAACAACAACAGGAAGCAGGCAGCAGCCAAGUUCUACAGCUUCCUAGUGCUGAAAAAGCAGCAAGCGGUGGAGCUGACACAGGCUGAGCCUUACAGCGACAUCAUCGCCACUCCUGGUCCCAGAUUUCACAUCAUAUAAUCUUCUCACACCAUACAGCAGUCAAGUGACACUGGCAGGUUUUUGUUUGUUUGUUUGAUUUUUGUUUUGUUUGUUUUUUUUCCGUAAAUGACGUGUUACAUUUACCUUUCUGUGAUUUAUGUAACAUGUGUGUGACAUCCGUCUCUCAAGUAGAAGAUGAGUUUUUAUGGAUCUUCUGAUGAGGUUUUUGGAUCUUCAGUUUUAAUAUAGAAUCAUGCAGUUGCAUUGCAUAGCAUCACUACAGAGCAAACGUACAGUUUAUGGAUUUUAGCACUCAUUUAAGCUGAUGCUCAUUUUUUUAAGAGGUUUCAGCCUCUUUCCGUAACUAAUAAUAUUUUCUAAUUUACAUUCGUGAAUGGAUUAGUUCCACACAUUCUGCAUGCUUCAUAUGGAAUGUCACCUGAUAUAUAAUGGUCUGUUUUUAUUGUACCACUAAUUUCACCUUUGUAUAAGGUAACAAGUGCUUGAACACCAAAAUAAUAAUAACAUUGAUUGACGACGUACUGAAAAGAAAACAAAAAGUGUUUCCAGUGUGGAAACAAGACAAAUCUUAAUGCCCAUGUUUUUGUAUGGGUUUCAAAAGAGAGGAAGUUUUCUCCCUUCAGAAGUGGUUUUUGCCCCGGUGCUCAAAGAGCAUGAAUGUUCUGAACAUGUAAACAAAGGGCAGCUUCAAAUUUGUCAUGUAGACAAAGCUGAAAUGAGACUGAUAGUUAUUAACUGUGAUAUAUAAUAGAUUAAAUAAUAUAUUGAUAUUGUGCCGUUUCUUUUAAACAUGUUUUCCCUCAUCCAUUGUGCAAGCAUUUGUUAUCGUUGUCAUCUGUUGCAAAUAUGAAGGCUAGUAGAUCAUAAGUGUUACAGAAAUGGCAACUAUUUGAAUUUUAUAUAUUUACCUUCUGUGAUUUAGGUAAUUAUGUCCUGUUACAGUACAGCUUUUAUUCAAACUUGCCUUUUAUUUAGGCGUAUUUGCUAGUAAGUUUCCAUUCUGCUUGUUUAUAUGGAAACGGUUGAAAAUACUAAGUAUUACAGUCACACUUUGUUAUUGAUAUUAUUGCCUGUAGCCCUGAGCUGAUACAUAUGUGUUAUCUAAUUUUUGUAAUAAAAUGUUGGGAAAAAAUACAGUAA
Messenger RNA from Hemibagrus wyckioides, 3186 nucleotides. RefSeq names its product RAD21 cohesin complex component b (gene rad21b). Bases 157 to 2064 code for a protein of 635 amino acids. The record is from RefSeq and is a predicted model, not a curated record. Gene Ontology annotation, molecular function: protein binding; chromatin binding. Gene Ontology annotation, biological process: replication-born double-strand break repair via sister chromatid exchange; synaptonemal complex assembly; mitotic sister chromatid cohesion. Lineage: Eukaryota; Metazoa; Chordata; Actinopteri; Siluriformes; Bagridae. The transcript is spliced from 14 exons. Gene Ontology annotation, cellular component: cohesin complex; synaptonemal complex.